Messenger RNA from Herpailurus yagouaroundi (jaguarundi), 503 nucleotides. It is a transcript of the gene TMDD1, whose product is annotated as transmembrane and death domain 1. The transcript has a single exon. Gene Ontology annotation, biological process: signal transduction. The record is from RefSeq and is a predicted model, not a curated record. Gene Ontology annotation, molecular function: protein binding. The annotation marks the transcript as partial. Lineage: Eukaryota; Metazoa; Chordata; Mammalia; Carnivora; Felidae.
AUGGCAACGGGGACGGCGACGGCCGCGCGGGCCCAGGCCCUGGCGUUGGCGCUCUGGGGCUGGGCGCUGGCCCCGGCGGGGGCCUUGGACGCUAUGGGCCCCCACGCGGCCGUCCGUCUGGCCGAGCUGCUGACCCCGGAGGAGUGCGACCAUUUCCAGUCGCUCCUGAAGGUGCCCGAGCCGGACGUCGAGGCCGAGCUGGCCCGGCUCUCUGAGGACCGGCUGGCCCGCGCGGAGACGCCGGGGCCCACGUCCAAGCCGCCGGGCAGGCUGUGGCGGCGGCGGCGGAAGCGGGCGGCGGCCGAGUCCGCGGAGGUGUCGGACGGCUGCCGGGAGAGGCUGGCGGACUGGCUGGCGGCCGAAGCCUCGACCCUCUCUUGGGACCGCGUGGCCCGGGCGUUGCGGCGCUGCGGCCGGCCGGACGUGGCCCGGGAGCUGGCCAAGAACCUCCACCAGCAGGCGACGCUGCAGCUGCGCAAGUUCGGCCAGGCCUACCGGCGCCC